Molecule: messenger RNA, 2754 nt
Organism: Theobroma cacao (cacao)
Lineage: Eukaryota; Viridiplantae; Streptophyta; Magnoliopsida; Malvales; Malvaceae
Source: RefSeq, a predicted model, not a curated record
AUGACUGCUAGGGAGAUUCCCUUAAAAGAAAUAUUAGGAGAUGCAUUAAAGGACUAUUCUACCGUGCCUUCAGAAGAACAUGAGCCUGAAGCCAUUGAAGAGAGGAAAUUAACUGAUGAAACUUCAGAGAAAGAUCAAGCUCCAUAUGAGCACUCAGAAGCUCCUGUGUCCGAAGCAAUGGAUGAGAAAUUAAUGCAAAUGGAGAAUAAUCCCACAUUAGAUGCCCCUAAAGUAGAGUCUGAAGAUAAUGGAAAGGGGAAUGGACAUGAAGCCCAGGAAAACUUGCCUGAGGAACCAUAUGUGCAUAUAGAAGAAGAGACUGGAAAAUGCAACACUGUAUCAGAAGCCACUGACAUCUCAAAGGGGGAGGAACCUAGAGAACCAGAGAAUCAACGUGAUGCUUGUGAAUCCAAAACAUCGCAGAAUGAGCAAUCAUCAGAUUUUGGAUUGGAGAGAAAAGAAACUGAUGAUGGAAAGCCAUUGGAUGAGGCCACAAAUUUGGAAGAAACCUCUGGUACAUGUGAGGAUGGAGAAAAGGCUACCCAAGAAGAAGAAAAUUUAGCUGAGAACUUGGCAAAAUCAGAAAGCUUGAUGGAAGAUAUUGCGGUAGAAAAAGAAGAAACUGAACAGCUAAGAAGAGCUCAUGAUCAGAUGCCUGAGGCUGAUAGCGUGAAUGAUAAUGCAAAGAAUGUUGAGCUAGCACUAGCAGGUUUCGAAGAAAAGCCCAAAUCUGACUCUGAACCCGUGGCUGAAGACCAAAGUAAGGAAACAUUCCCAGAAAGCAGCAAGAGCCAAGCUGAUGAAACCACCACCGAUGUUCAGAAUCCAGAAACUGAAAAACAGAUAAAUGAGGAAGUGGAAGACAAAUUGGAGCAUGAAGAAUACAUUAACAGAGAACAAAAUGCAAAUGAGGCUAGCAAGACUGUCAUCUUGUCUGAAGAGGUCGAUAAGGAAGUUGAUAAAGCUGAUGACAACAAAGACAUCAAAGAGCAUGUCAUGGAGGAAGAAAGUAGCACAAAUGAACUUCAUCCAGUACCAAAAGGAGAUGAAACAACUAAUGAGGUCAUCUCAGUGGAAGACUACAGUUCAGUCUCAACUGAAUGUCUCAAGGAAGCAGACUCCCAGGAACAGAUAGAAGCAAAACACCCAGAGGUUGAAGCACAUUCAACCAAAGACAGAGAAACAUCCCUCAUCAUAGAAGAAUCAGAAGAAAAGGGACAGGAUGAAGAGUCUAGAGACCCUGUAAGUGUGCAUGGAGAAGAAAGGGAGUCAGAAGAAGGAAUUGAGGAGGACAUUGCUAAUGAAUCAAUACUUUGUCAAGACGAGAAUGAUAGUGAAGCUGUGACAAAAGUAAGAGGAGAGACAAGCUUAAACAACACAGAAGUGGAUGAGGAGCUUGUAAAUACAUCGAAUGCUAGCUCUGGCAAAAUGAGUCUACAAACUACUGAGAGUGAUGCAAAUCAAGAGACUAAAGAAGUUGAGAAUGUGCAACUUGAAGAAAUAUCCUCUGGCUUGGCAACUCAAAUCCCAAGUAAUGACAAUGAUGAAGUACAAAAGCAGGGUAUAAAUGUGGAUAUUGUAGACAAGGAUGAAGCUGAGGUAAACGAGAGAGAUUCUGAUGCAGUUCACAUGUCCAAGGAUCAGAUUGAUGAAGCUGAGAAAAGCCUAACAGUGGAAAAGGUGGAUCAACUCCCAAGUAGUGAUCAAAAGCUUGUUGAGACAAAGAGUGAAACCUCGAAAACUUCAAAUACGGGAGAACCGGGGAAAACCGAAUUAGCUUCAGAUGGAAAUCAUGUGUCUGAAGACAAGGGCACUGAAGAAGAUGCAGAAACCAAGAAAAGCCUCACAGCAGAAGAACAGGAUGAGAAUGAAGUUGAAGAAACCAAAGGAGUACCAGAAACAUCAUCAGAUUGCAUAUCUCAAAGGGUUGAAACUAUUGUGGAAGAUGAAAUUAUUUCCCAUAAUACUCUCCCAAAAGAGAAACCAGAGGAGCAACUUCAAACUUCAGUCUCCACAUUGCCUUCUGAGGAUGAAGAGAACAGCACUGCCCACCCAAUUGAGAAGAUAGGUGAAGAGAUACAGACAGAUGCUGAAAUAGUAAAACAUGAGACUCUAGAAGAUUCUUCUGACACAAAGACAAAAGAAGAGGUAUGCUUGCAAAAGGAAGAGCAAAGGGAGCCAAGCGCUGUCUCAGAAGAAGAAACUAUUGUUGAUCAGGGUCUUCAAAAGGAGGAACCCAAGGAGCAAAUUCAGACUACAUCUUCUACAUUGCCUUCCGAGGAAAGGGGGCAUGGCACUGGAGCCAUAAGUGAGGAGAAAGAAUAUGACAAAGCAAAGGAAGAAGUUCCCAUAGAGCUAGAUGUUUUUUCUGGAGAUGAAAGCGAGCAAAAUCUCUUAGCGAAUAAACCAGAGGAGGGGACUGCAAGCUCUGAAUUUCUUCCCAAGGAACAGGAGGAAGAAGCUAUCAGCACAGUUGAGAAGAUAGAAGAAGAGAAAAGAAAGGAAGCAGAAAUUCCAGAAAACAAGAUUUCGGAAGAUUCUUCCGAUGCAAAGAAAACAAUAGAGACGUGCUUGGAAAAGGAAGAGUUUCAUGAGCUUGAAGAUGCUAAGAAAGAUGACAGCACUGCACACCCAAUUGAGAAGAUAGAAGAAGAGAUACAGAAGGAUGCUGAAAUAGUAAAACAUGAGACUCUAGAAGAUUCGUCUGACACAAAGACAACAGAAGAGGGAGCAUGGAACUGGAGCCAUAAGUGA